AUGGAAGAAGAUCGUGCCCUUACACUCCUUCAAGCAGCGAUAGCAAGCUACGUUGCUGACCUGCACACCCCCGUCGCUGCUUUCCUUGAUCAAUCUGCCGACCAACGAGACCCCAGCAACAUACCGCUGCUCCUCCACAGUCUAGAUGAUCUUAUAUACUUUCUUACGCAGGAGGUCAAGGGCAAGUUGCCGAUGCAGGAGUACAACAACCACCUCCAGGGUACCAGAUCAUACCGAGAUCAGUUAGCGGCAUGUCACCAGUCACUGCUGCAUGGCCACACUCCUCACCAAGCAAGGCGGAUCGUCCCUUCCGCUCGAGGCUGGUCGCUUGAUGUCAAUACCGUCCUACUACAACACCUAGACAAGAACGGUUUUACCGAUGUUGAAAUCGGGAAACAUCUAGGAUGCUCGCGAUGGACCGUUCGACGAAGACGGGCAGCCCUGGGUUCACAACCGAAACGUCAACAGAAGCAUCGCUACACAGAAGAGGAUUUGAUAGAACUGGUCCGCUACUACCUCCGCCAGAACGAUCAGGUCAUGGUGGUGUAG
This is a messenger RNA of Filobasidium floriforme, 549 nucleotides long. RefSeq lists its product as uncharacterized. Lineage: Eukaryota; Fungi; Basidiomycota; Tremellomycetes; Filobasidiales; Filobasidiaceae. The coding region runs from base 1 to 549 and encodes 182 amino acids. The record is from RefSeq and is a predicted model, not a curated record. The transcript is spliced from 2 exons.